Paramormyrops kingsleyae is the source of this 768-nucleotide messenger RNA. The record is from RefSeq and is a predicted model, not a curated record. Lineage: Eukaryota; Metazoa; Chordata; Actinopteri; Osteoglossiformes; Mormyridae.
GACGAUAAAGCGAGAGGUUAGGCUCUCGACGUCAAAGCAGGGGGAUUGCAGAGCUAUAGUUGCGUCCAUACUUAUUAUUAUUUAUUAUUAUAUAUAUAUUAUAUAAUUAUUUCUCAAAAAUAGUUAGGUUACCGCAUAAGAUUAAAGGGGUUUUAUUAAAAUAGGGAUGCCGGGGGGGACGCUCUUGGAGAACGCCAACCCGCUUAUCUUUCAGCGGUCUGGGGAAAGGCCGGUUACUCUAGAGGAAGAAGAUGAAAACUUUGCAGAUCCCAUCGAUGACAGGGAGGUGUUCGACCUUAUCAGGUCCAUAAAUGACCCCGAACAUCCGCUUUCACUCGAGGAGCUUAAUGUUGUGGAGGAGAUGAGAGUUCAUGUGAAUGACCAGGCGAGUACAGUCGGAGUGGAGUUCACGCCCACGAUCCCCCACUGCAGCAUGGCUACCCUGAUAGGCCUGUCCAUCAAAGUCAAACUGCUGAGAUCGCUGCCUGAUCGUUUCAAGAUUGAUGUACACAUCACACCUGGAACUCACACUGCUGAGGAAGCAGUUAACAAGCAGCUUGCAGAUAAGGAGAGAGUGGCUGCCGCUUUGGAGAACUCGCAUCUCCUGGAGGUGGUGAACCAGUGCCUCAACACCAAGCCCGCGUGACCAUGCCAAGCAUUUUAUUUUUCUCCAAAAUGUCCCCUUUACAGUUUUUUUCCUGUUGUUUGGCACAGCUUUUUGAAUUUCGUAUUGUGAAUAAAUAAACUUAACUAUGUUUAUUAACUAAA